Messenger RNA from Stegostoma tigrinum, 6229 nucleotides. RefSeq names its product protein phosphatase 5, catalytic subunit (gene ppp5c). Gene Ontology annotation, molecular function: protein binding; protein serine/threonine phosphatase activity. The record is from RefSeq and is a predicted model, not a curated record. The transcript has 13 exons. The coding region runs from base 24 to 1487 and encodes 487 amino acids. Lineage: Eukaryota; Metazoa; Chordata; Chondrichthyes; Orectolobiformes; Stegostomatidae. Gene Ontology annotation, cellular component: cytosol; nucleus.
GGACUUUCCGCCCGAGUGGGAAAAUGGCGGAGGGCGCGGACGGGGCGGGAGGCGAACAGCACGAUCAGGCCGAGGGCAUGAAGGCCAAGGCCAAUCAGUAUUUCAAAGAUAAGGAUUAUGAUAAUGCCAUUAAGUAUUAUACACUGGCCAUCGAGCUGAACUCAGAGAAUGCUAUUUAUUAUGGAAACCGCAGCUUGGCAUACUUACGGACUGAAUGUUAUGGAUAUGCCUUGUCAGAUGCCACCAAGGCAGUGGAGCUGGAUAAGAAAUACAUUAAAGGAUACUACAGGAGGGCGACAGCCAACAUGGCACUGGGCAAGUUUAAGGCUGCGCUUAAAGACUACGAUACGGUCGUUAAGGUGAAGCCAAAUGAUAAAGAUGCUAAAAUGAAAUACCAAGAAUGUAAUAAAAUUGUCAAACAGAAAGCGUUUGAACGUGCAAUAGCAAACGAUGAACUGAAGAGAUCAGUGGUGGACUCUUUAGACAUAGAGAGUAUGACAAUCGAAGAUGAUUAUACUGGUCCGAAACUGGAAGAUGGGAAAGUCACUUUAAAGUUCAUGAAAGACCUAAUGCAGUGGUUUAAAGAUCAGAAGAAAUUGCACAGGAAAUGUGCUUAUCAGAUUCUGGUCCAGGUGAAAGAAGUGUUAUCAAAACUCCCAAGUUUAGUUGAAAUCACAUUGAGUGAGAAGGAGUCCAUUACCAUUUGCGGAGACAUUCAUGGACAGUACUAUGACCUGUUGAAUAUAUUUGAACUCAAUGGAUUACCUUCUGAGUCUAAUCCUUAUUUAUUUAAUGGAGAUUUUGUAGACCGAGGGUCAUUUUCCGUGGAGGUUAUAUUAGUCCUAUUUGGGUUCAAGCUGCUUUUGCCAAAUCACUUCCAUGUUCUCCGAGGUAACCACGAAACGGACAACAUGAACCAAAUGUACGGCUUUGAGGGUGAGGUGAAAGCCAAAUACACAUCACAGAUGUUUGAGCUGUUCAGUGAGGUCUUCCAGUGGCUGCCUCUAGCUCAGUGCAUUAACAGUAAAGUAUUGAUAAUGCAUGGAGGACUCUUCAGUGAAGAUGGUAUAACCCUGGAAGACAUCAAGAAGAUUGAUCGCAACCGACAGCCACCAGAUUCAGGUCCAAUGUGUGAUUUACUCUGGUCAGAUCCACAGCCUCAGAACGGGAGGUCGAUCAGCAAGCGUGGUGUCAGCUGCCAGUUUGGUCCAGACGUCACCAGCCGAUUCCUGGAAGAGAAUAAACUGGAUUAUAUCAUCAGGAGCCAUGAGGUGAAGCCAGAGGGCUAUGAGGUUACACAUAAUGGCAAAUGUAUCACUGUGUUCUCAGCGCCAAAUUAUUGUGAUCAGAUGGGAAACCAAGGAGCGUACAUUCACCUCACAGGCUCUGAUCUAAAGCCCAUCUUCCAUCAAUUUAAAACUGUGCCUCACCCGAAUGUUAAGCCAAUGGCGUACGCGAACUCACUACUGCAAAUGGGGAUGAUGUAGCAUCCGUGCAUCUGGUGUGGACAGUAUCCCCUCCCAUGGUGGGUGGGGCAUCAGGGUUUAAUUUAAUCUUCCUCACUAACUCUACCGUCUCCGAACCAAGUCUCCCACCUUCCCUGGGCCUUCGCUGACUUGGGCUCUCAGCAAGCGCAGGUUCCUCCUGGUGCACAGAGGCAAAUGUGUGUGACUCCUGCGCCCUCAUGCACACCACAACAACAUGUGUGCCCUUACAAGCAUGGUCUUAGAUCAACUUCUCAAUAUCUAGAUCAGUUAGGCUGUGCAGAAUAAAUCAAUUUUAAGUUCCCUACCUGCUGUAGUUUUUCUUUCAAUUUCCACAGGUAAACAGUUCCAUGACUGUUUUCACCCACUUCUCAAUGAUGUGGACUCUGAUUGGCUGCUCAGUCCCUCAGAUACACCUUUGCCCCACCCUAGAAGCUGCUCCGCAGUGCCCCAAAACUAAAAUUGCAAAAUCCAAAAAUGUAAACACAGAGUUAAUUGCGAUUGACCAUGGCUUCACACAGGGGAAGUAGCUCAUUGGCAAAAUACAGUAACUCCUGUGUGUGUGCCCCCUAUUCAUUCCUGGGAUAUUCAAGCUAUGGUGUGUUCUUUCCCUCUCCUAUCCCGACAAUAUGACUCCCCUGCAGGCAUCCCUCCCCAUCCCCUAUUUCCUGAUUUCUCACCCGCAUCCACCUUACCUUACUGGCUGAUUUACAUUGUUGGAAUUUCGGUGGGGCUAUUCUUGGUGGGGCUCAUCCCUCAAAAAUUCAAAAUCUCCUGGGAUCAGCAGUUUAUCAUUGAUUACAAUUUGGGUGUAGCCUGACAUGCUGUGGUUUUUCAGCCCAGAACCACUCCCAGGAAUGCCAAAACCAUCCUUGGGCCUGUGGGUUUCAGUGUAAUUUUACGUGUGCCACUCGGAAGGUGGUAUUGGAGAAGUCCAACAGCUCAAUUCAUGAAAGGGCAGACUCGGGAGAAUGUUUGAUCCAGUGGAAAACUGCCUUUGCUUUGGGGGGAGGGUGGUUGUAGAAGUUGCAACAAUCUGGGAGUGUAUGACUCUGUUUACUGCACCCUCGUCAGUGCAGUUGAGCAGCUGUGAUCCCUUAAGAAAGAUAUUACUGUAGCACCUUGAAGUGUGUCCCAAAAGUACUGUACAGCCUAUGAAGUAAAAUUUGAAAUGCAGCCACAGCUGUUGGAAAUACAGCAGCCAGUUUACACACAGAGCUUUUGCAAAGAAAUAGGAGCAGGAACGGGUAUUUGGCCCAUCAAGCCUACUCUGCUAUUCAGUAAGAUGAUGGUUCACUGCGCCUCCCCAUAUCCCUGGAUUUACUUUGUAUCCAGAAGAAUCUAUUGAUCUCAGUCUUGAGCGUACUCCAGUUUGUACGGAAUCCAAUAGAGCUCUUUACCCCGUCCCGCUUCAUUUAGGUUAAAAUCCUGUUAAUCAAUGAUGCACGCAGGACUAGUGUACACUAGCUGCUGCUCCUGCUGGAAUCCUGGUUUUCGGGCUGUAUAGAUUUCUGUUGGUUUGCUGAGCACUCCUAUAAUUGAAAUGUCCCUGACAGUUCCUUGAAUCAGGACAAUCCAUGCCUCAUCUUUUAGUCUCAAUCUUGCUUCUCUCUCUCUCGCUCUCACUCUUGCCUUCUUCCUGACACACACGUUUCAUGUGCAUAGAUCACACACAAACACACACACACACGAUCCACCCUGCCCACACACACACACACACACACACAUGAUCCACCCUGCCCACACACACACACACGAUCCACCCCGCCCACACACACACACACACAAUCCACCCCGCGCGCGCACACACACACACGAUCCACCCCGCACACACACACACACACACAUGAUCCACCCCGCCCCCACACACACACACACACACACACACACGAUCCACCCCGCACACACACACACACACACACACACGAUCCACCCCGCGCACACACACACACACAUGAUCCACCCCGCCCCCACACACACACACACGCGCGAUCCACCCCGCGCACACACACGCACGCACACACACGAUCCACCCCGCCCACACACACACACACACACACACGAUCCACCCCGCGCACGCACACACACACACACGAUCCACCCUGCCCACACACACACACACACACGAUCCACCCCGCCCACGCACACACACACACACACACGAUCCACCCCGCACACACACACACGAUCCACCCCGCACACGCGCACACACACAUACGAUCCACCCCGCGCACACACACAUACGAUCCACCCCGCGCACACACACAUACGAUCCACCCCGCGCACACACACACACGAUCCACCCCGCACGCACACACACACGAUCCACCCCGCACGCACACACACACGAUCCACCCCGCACGCGCACACACACGAUCCACCCCGCACGCACACACACACGCACACACACACACACGAUCCACCCCGCUCACACACACAGAUUCCUUCCCCAACACAUACGCACAGACAUAUUACACCUGACGCAUAAGCAGACAGGCCUCUGCACAAGCACACACGGACCCUGCCCACCUAUACUUAUCACCCUCUGCACUCCCUCCACAGAUAUGCGCACCCACACAAACGUCCCUUUACACCGACACCCCACACAGGAAACCCCCUAAAUUUUUCCCCUCAUACAGACACCCAAACAUCCCCACCACUCAGAUCCACAUGCCUUUCCAUGGGUGCAUGCCCCCAGCAUUCCCAAGUCAACAGUUUGCAAUUGGUGCUUCUGGCUUCUAAUGUAUUUGAGUAAGGACUCACCUGUGCACCCUAACCCAAGUACGUUCAUUAGAAUGUCUUUGGCAAUGAAAUGGUGUUCACCAUGGAAAUGGUUAGGUUUGUUCUGGCUUAGCAAUUGAUUCUUGUCAUUUCUGGGUCAGAUGUUAUGCUAAGGCCUCUGCCUGCCUGAUCUAAUGAUGAGCAUGCAACGGCUUGGAGAACUGCCCUAAGAGCUUCGUAGUUCUGCCCUUUCAAUAUCCACCCCUCAAUCAAUCCACUCUGAAGGUAAAGCAUUUAGCUGCUCGAGUGUUUCGUUGUUAUAAUUGAGACUUCUGCAUAAAUCAGCAUGUGGCAUUUGCCUGCCCGGUUGUCAUUGCACUUCGAUUAAAUUCGUUGUCUGGCAGGCACUUUGGAACAUCCCAGGGGCUGUGAAAGGUGCUGCAUAUAUGCAGGUUUUCUUACUAUGCCCAUUUUGAGAUCUGUGCAGUUUUGUUUUCAUCGGCGCAGCCACUGCUGAUGCAAGGUGUUUAGGAGCCUUUCGCCAACACUAUCUGUGUGGUUCACACUUUUUCACUGGUCCCAGUCACCUUGCCUGCAGUUUUGUGUAGCCCUCAGGAAGAGUGAAGUCACUUGGGAAGGACGGAGACACAGGAGUCUUCUAUCCAUCAUGGACCAGACAGUGUUUGGAGUUGGCGCUUUGUUCCUUUGUAGCCAGUUUAGCCCUGCCUCAGUGCCUGGGUGUCCUUUGACCAUGCUUUCAGUGUCCUCCAGCACUGAAGGAUACAUUUGCAUCCUUUAUUGCUACUCUACCCUCUGAAGCUUUAGCAGAGAAAGCUGCGCUGUAGUUGAAAACUUGCUAAAAUGAAUAGUGACAGAGGCAGCUGGAGUGGAGGUGGUUUGGAGAAUAUUACCCAGGUAUCUGUUAGGGCAAAGAGAACAUUCACUUAAUUUGAAAUGUCAGGGGGAAGCCCUGAUCAGUGACGGAAUAGGAUGUACACCUGUCUCAGUUGAGACAGGUCUUUCUAAUUUAAUUUAUUCACAUGUUGUUGCCAACCUCCUGUUGCGCAGCCCUAAUUGCCCUUGAGUUGGUGGUGGGGAGCCACCGACUUGAACCACUGCAGUCCAUGUGGUAUCAUUGCACCCUCAGUGCUCUCAGUUGGAACUUGCCAGGAUUUUGACCCUUAAAGAAGCGGCAUUGAGAGACCUGUAGAUGGUGGUUUUAGCACAUGCCUGCUGACCUCUUUAAACUCAGUGGAGGCUGCCAGCUCAGGCGAUCGCCUUGGGACGUUUUUUAAAAAAAAAGUGUUCUGGGGAUCAGCUGGGCGAAAAUCUCUUUGAUUGGCACCUGACGUUCUGCAAUUUCUUACCCCCUUUUUUUGAAUUACUUCAGAGUUCUUUGUCCGCUGUCAGUAAUCCUUCUAGAUAAUAGUUAACAUCUGCAUUGCAAGGGGAGACCUGCUCCAGUGGGGAAUGUGACAAUCAUUCAGAGCUUCUAAAAAGUUGGACAGAAUUUUCCUUACGAGAAUGACAUGAUAACUUCCCCUCCUGAAAUUUCCUAGCAUGCCAGGGAAGCGCUCUGGUUGUUAACGAAUGCACAGUUGUGGUUUCUGCGAACGGUGAGGAAGCAGUGGCUAGUGCAGUGUGCGAUGGGUUUCCUGGUUUCCCUGCUAGUCUGAAUGGUUUAGCGUUAUUGGCACUCCCUUCAUUCUAAGGCUAAGUGUGACCUGCAGGCAAAAACUCAACCUGCUGUCAGUUUUGAUUUUGGGUUUGGAUUUAGGUGGCUGGGGAGAGAUGGGAGGAGGAGACUUGACGACCUGGUGCUCAGUUUAGGCACAAAGAGUUUUAUAAUUGUACGUGUUUGCCAUCAGAAUGUCACCGUCAAAUAAAAAUUUAUUCAAAUGUUCGAAUUCUGUAUUAUAUUUAAUGACAAAUGUGCAUUGUGGUGUUUGAAGGCUUGUGACUUCCUGAAGACUGUAUUUGCCAGGAGGAAGCAAUAUGUUGAAUAAAAUAAAGAUUGCAAGGAA